UUUUCUCCUCUAUUUUCCAACCACUUGUAUAUAUACCCCCCACCCGGGCAAUUCAACCUCUAACCAAAACCGCCCUAAAUACGUCGUCUUCUUCACUAUUCACAGCAACAAACACCAUAUCAACAGUUUCUUGUUUUUCCUCCUCUGAAAGAAUCAGUAAUACAGUAAUGGCUUCGUGUGGUAGUCUUCAACAAAUCUUUGAAGGCCCAUUACCGAAAAACCCAACACUCAUUGAAUCUUUAUCAUGGAAUCAGAUCAAACCCAUGAGAAAACCUACUGAAAUUUCAUCUUUUUCUGAGAUGAUUGGCGAACUUAACUUUGAAGAUAACUCAUCUCCUCCUCCUCCUCCUCCAUCUACAUUAUUUCCAUCACCACCACCAUCUUCUUCUGCUUCUUGUAACAAGAAUCUAAAUCCGAUUUUUGAUCAACUUAAUAAUGAACAGCUUGAAGAAAAGAAUAACUUGUUACCAUCGUGUUCUUUCCUGGGUGGUGGUGCGAAUAAGAAUCGUGAAUAUAUGGAUAAUGGUGGUUCAAAGAUUAGCAGCGCUGGUGGUUAUCAAUCUAAGAAGAAUCUCCAGAUGUGCACAGAAGGACUUGGAGUAGAAAGCUUUGAUUGUAUCGAAGAAGAGAAGAAAGAUGAUUCAGAAAACCAGGAAAAGAAUAGGAGUAAAUUAGGUCAUCAUAUAUCAUCAUCAUCAUCUCACAUUAUGGGACAUGAGUUUAGGAGAUUAUCAAGAACAGGUGCCAGGAAAUUCCCUCCUCCUAUUUCUUCUAUAGGGAUAAGUGGAAAACCUGGGGUUAGCUUUAGAUCUUUCAGGAAAGACGGGCGUUUUGUUCUCAAAGAGAUCAGAAUCCCGACUCAAGAAUUUCUUCAUGCAAGUAGAGAAGAUGGUCGCUUAAAGCUCAACUUCGUUCAUCCACAGCGACGAAUUCUUGAAGAGCAAAAAGAAGAAGAUACAGAAAGUAGUUGCAUAGACGAUGAGCACGAAGAAACGAAAGAUGUAACAGAUGAAUAGAGCAGUUAAAAUAGUUUGAUUUUGUUUAACUUUUCAAGCUUUCCUUGCAGAAGUGAUGCCUAUGUUGUGGACGAUCCUUCUGCAGGGUAAAAUUUUGAUAGGUGUAUCUGAUUCUUUUCCUUUGGCUUUCCCUGUAGUAUAGACAAUCAAACUCAAUCAAGCAUAAAUGCAGU
This is a messenger RNA of Papaver somniferum (opium poppy), 1189 nucleotides long. RefSeq lists its product as uncharacterized. The transcript has a single exon. The record is from RefSeq and is a predicted model, not a curated record. The coding region runs from base 168 to 1016 and encodes 282 amino acids. Lineage: Eukaryota; Viridiplantae; Streptophyta; Magnoliopsida; Ranunculales; Papaveraceae.